Messenger RNA from Miscanthus lutarioriparius, 867 nucleotides. Lineage: Eukaryota; Viridiplantae; Streptophyta; Magnoliopsida; Poales; Poaceae. The record is from the annotation of a GenBank genome assembly.
AUGUGCUGUCUCCACCCACCGGCCGGCUUGGGCCUCAAUCAUUCGCCCCGCCCUCCACCGGCUCCAUUCCGCCUCUCUUCCUGCUCUGCUCCGCCAGGCGGCAGCCACCCGUCACCACCGCUCAGCCAGUCCCGCUGCCACAGCGAAUUGGGCCAGGGGCAGCCUCCGUCCGUCCGUGCCACCCUCCUCAUGACGACGAGGCCAGACGGCAGCGGCAGCGCCGCGCCCGCGGACAAGCAGCUCGUGCCGGCCUCCAACGGCAACGGCAACUCCGGCGCGCUGGCCGUCCGCAAGGCGCCCUCCAAGGACCGCCACAGCAAGGUGGACGGGCGUGGCCGGCGCAUCCGCAUGCCCAUCAUCUGCGCCGCCCGCGUGUUCCAGCUCACGCGGGAGCUCGGCCACAAGUCCGACGGCCAGACCAUCGAGUGGCUGCUCCGCCAGGCCGAGCCCUCCAUCAUCGCCGCCACCGGCACCGGCACCACGCCGGCCUCCUUCUCCACCUCAUCCCCGUCCUCCACCAGCCCGCACCCGCUGGCCGCCUCCCCCACCGGCGGCCUCCCGCACGCCGCCUCCGCGCCCUUCAUCCUCGGCAAGCGCGUCCGCGGGGACGGCGCCGACGCCGAGCCCACCGUCGCCGCCCCGGCACCGGGGUUCUGGGCGCUGCCGGCGCGGGCCGACUUCGGCCAGCUCUGGAGCUUCGCGGCCGCGCCGGAGAUGAUGGUGGCCGCGGCCGCCGCCGCCAGGGUCGGCAACUACCUCCCCGUCGCGCAGGGCAACCUCAACCUGCUCGCCUCCUUCUCCGGCGGGCCGGCUCCCACGGCUGCCGCCGCCACCGCCGGCCGGGCCGAGGAGGAGACAGCACGCUGA